UUUUCCUUUUGGGUUGGGGCUUUACUUACCUGCUCCCCUUCUAUCCUAUGGUGAGCUAUUCACAUAACACCGUCUUUUGGUGCGUUCUCUUCUGUAAUAGCCUUAUUUUUAUUAUUAUUUUUUCGUUCUACCUCGUCUCUCCGAUUCUCAAACCCUAACCCCCCAAAAAAAUAAGAUAAUAUUCGAGUUUUGCUCCAGUUUAAUGCGUGGAGCGUAUUCUUCUUCUUCCUCUUCUUUUUUUUUUAAGUAUUUAGCUCGGGAAAUUUAAGCUUCGAGGUCGGCAAUGAAGGCCUCGAAGGAGAGUUUUUUGGAGCUACAAAUCGGCACCUCGGCCGAGUCGUUGCAGAAAUCAUUGGGCUCGCAGAGAGAGCUAUUCCAUAGCCAGAUCGAUCAGCUUCAGAGAAUCGUUGUCACUCAAUGCAGACUCACCGGUGCAAAUCCAUUAUCCCAAGAAAUGGCAGCUGGUGCACUUUCAAUAAAAAUUGGCAAGUCUUUGUGUGCAGGAAAAAGACCAAGAGAUUUACUAAACCCCAAGGCUGUCAAGUAUAUGCAGUCUGUUUUUUCUGUUAAAGAUGCAGUUAGUAAGAAGGAGUGUCGCGAGAUCUGUGCUCUAUAUGGUGUCACAGUCACGCAGGUUCGUGAAUUUUUUGCUAGUCAGCGUUCAAGAGUCAGAAGAUUAGUUCGGUUGUCGAGGGAAAAUGCAACGAAAUCUAAUUCAUUUGCAGAACUGAAUGAUGGAGUUCAUGCAAGCUCUGAUCUUUUACUACCUAUUCAACCAGUUCCCUUAAAUACUAUUGGUCCCACCAGUGUAGAAGAAACACCACCUUGCUCAACAAAAGAUGAUGUUCUACCUGGCAUAGAUGACUUAGAUAAGCAAUUUGUUGAGAAUAUUUUUAGUUUGAUGCGGAAAGAAGAAACAUAUUCUGGGCAAGUGAAGCUGAUGGAGUGGAUUUUGCAGAUAAAAAAUUCUGCAGUAUUAUAUUGGUUUUUAAGUAAAGGUGGCAUGAUGAUUUUAGCAACAUGGUUAAGUCAAGCAGCUGAGGAAGAACAAACAAGCAUUUUGUUUGUGAUUUUAAAUGUCCUUUGUCAUUUGCCUCUUCAUAAAGCUCUUCCUGUACAUAUGUCAGCUAUACUGCAAAGUGUUAACAGAUUGCGGUUUUACAGGACAUCAGACAUAUCAAACAGGGCAAGAAUUUUGUUAUCAAAAUGGAGCAAGUUAUUGGCAAAUAGUGAAGCCUUAAAGAAACCGAAUUGCUUAAAAUUUUCUAGUGAUGCACAGCAACAGAUAAUGCUUAAGCAGAGUUUAAGUGAUGUUAUUGGAGAUGAUUCAUGGCAGUCCAGUAUUGAUACUUCUGAAAACCUUCUUGAUAGUUCAGAAAAUGUCAGGAAAUCUGAACCCAUUCAAUCCGUGAAACUUUUGCCAGCAUCUUCAGAUGAUUCAACUAAGAAGCACAUUCUUGGUUUAUCUUCAUCCCAAUUUAGAGAACGCAGAAAAGUUCAGUUGGUGGAACAGCCUGGCCAGAGAGCUGCUGGAAGAAGUCCACAGACUACUCGAGCAGGGCCAUUGAAUCAGGGCAGACCAAUGUCUGCUGAUGAUAUCCAAAAAGCAAAACUUCGAGCACAAUAUAUGCAAAGCAAAUACGUGAAAGCUAAUUCAUCUUGUGAAAAUAAAGCAGCGAAGACUGAAGCGCUUAACAAACCUUCAACUUCUCAGGUCAGCAAUGUGUCUACAGCUUCUAAAGUUCUAGUUCGACCUAGUAUGGAAGAACACAAGAAACCUACGUUAACUCCCCUGAAAGUUCCCAACACACUGGAAGCUUCUCUUGAGUCAAAGCCAAGAACAGAUUUGAAAGAGUCCGCGUGGGAGAAGCGUAGCAGAGUCCAGAACUUGUGGCAGACACCUCCAGAAGUAAAACUCAGUCAGCAAUGGAGGGUCGGUACUGGUGAUAAUAGUAAAGAAGCAGAAUUCCAGAAAAACAGGAACCGCCGUGAGAAGGAAACCUUUUAUCAGACAAACCAGGAGAUACCGUUGAACCCCAAGGAACCAUGGGACCGGGAGAUGGACUACGAUGACAGUUUGACUCCAGAAAUUCCGAUAGAGCAGUUGCCUGAACCUAAUGGGGGCAGCAAUGCAGAGGCUCAUGUUUCUCCUAAGCAUGGUGUGGAUAGUGCUGUAACACAGAUUGUUGCCAGUCAAAGAGCAGUUGGUUCUGUUCCAUUGCCACCUGAUACUUCGCAAAGUGGUAAUGCUAGCACCGCUGAACCAGAUCUAGAGUUGCUUGCUGUGCUACUUAAAAAUCCAGAAUUGGUUUUUGCUUUGACAUCAGGGCAAGCUGCCAACUUAUCGAGUGAGGAAACUGUGAAACUGCUUGAUAUGAUUAAAGCUGGUAACGCUACUAGUAACAAUGGGAUAAAUAGACAAGUGGAAGAGAAGGUCGAAGUUUCUCUUCCAUCCCCAACACCUUCAACCAACCCUGGAACGAGUGGAUGGAGACCGGAAGGAGUCAGGAAUCCAUUUUCACGGGUUCCGUUGCCUAAGAGAGUGGCUGAGAGUCCCCCAGCAGUGGCCACCGCUAAGUCGGUGUUGCCAUCACAUAUGUUGGCGCCUCACAAUCCACCAGUAAUGUCUUCAUAUUCACUGUCCCAAGUAACUAGCAUGGUGCAUGAAAAAUACUCUCCCUUAGGUUCAUCUCUACAUCAACCCCCUUUAACUAGCUCCUCAAUUGUACAUACAAAUUUACCCCCGGCCACUGGACCCAUGUAUAAUUUACAUCCUCAAGAUGUGUCUUCACUACGGCUUGAAUCCGCAACUAACAUCAAACCGCAAGCAUCGAUGUCAAAUAAUAUGUAUAACGUAGAGGAAAGACGACACCAUUCUUUCCCAACCCUAUUGCCGGUAGCACCAUCGCGACUUAUGCUACCGCAUAUGCAUCAGCAGCAGUAUCAACCACAACAACAGCAACAACAUUAUGCCGAGCCCUCCCCUUCUGUGCCUAUGUACUCCAAGCAAAUUGGUAAGUCGAGUAAUGCGCCUGAUUCGUGGAGGCCCCAGCAGAAUUUACCAUCAAAUUACAACCCUAUAGUGAAUCAAAACAAUAGUAACUAUCAUCGUGGCUUAUAUGUGGAGGAAGAUGAGUUUGAGUCAUGGAGUCCAGAUAAUAGUCCAUCUAGAAAUUCUGAGUAUGGUGGGUUGGGAAGAAGUUUUCCCGAACCCAGAAUGGAUUCGGGACGGGGAUACCGGCCUACUGAUCAGUCGAGGGUGAGGAGUUCUCCUGGAUACAGGGAUAGUAAUAGACAUGGAAACAGAAGGUGGCGUGACCAACGGAGACGAUGAUUUUCUCCUCCUGAUAUUUGUACCGGGACUGUUGGGCUGUUUAUCCAUAGUUGUAGAGUGAGCUUUGUUAAUAAUAAAUGGAAUGGUCAGUAAUGUGUCUACAGCUUCUAAAGUUCUAGUUCGACCUAGUAUAGAACACAAGAAACUUAAGAAAACUCACUGAAGGUUCCCAACACGUUGUAAGCUUCUUUUAAGUUAAAGCCAAAAACAGAUUUGAAAGAGUCCGUGUGGGAGAAGUGUAGGAGAGAGUCCAGAACUCGUGGCAGACACCGUCAGGUAGCUGUCUUUUUUGUACUUUGAUUUUGUGACCAUAUCAAUGCAGUGCAAUUAAUAGCUCUUGACAGAAGAAAUAUUUGAAG
Humulus lupulus (European hop) is the source of this 3693-nucleotide messenger RNA. RefSeq names its product homeobox protein LUMINIDEPENDENS. Gene Ontology annotation, biological process: vegetative to reproductive phase transition of meristem. The transcript has 13 exons. Gene Ontology annotation, molecular function: DNA binding. The coding region runs from base 284 to 3334 and encodes 1016 amino acids. The record is from RefSeq and is a predicted model, not a curated record. NCBI's taxonomy places the organism in Eukaryota, Viridiplantae, Streptophyta, Magnoliopsida, Rosales, Cannabaceae. Gene Ontology annotation, cellular component: nucleus.